Molecule: messenger RNA, 465 nt
Organism: Stereum hirsutum FP-91666 SS1
Lineage: Eukaryota; Fungi; Basidiomycota; Agaricomycetes; Russulales; Stereaceae
Exons: 4
Coding region: 1-465 (154 amino acids)
Source: RefSeq, a predicted model, not a curated record
AUGGCGCGCUAUGCUGAUGUGGGCAAGAAUCGACCAGCGGGGCCCUCGGUGCCAACUCUCGAGGAAAUACGCAGAGAUCAUCCCGAUUUCACGCUGAUCACUAAUCCGGAACUGCAGCCGAUUGUACUCCUAGACAAGAACGGCGUACUGCUCUCGGGUAUUGUACCAGGGCCUGGCGACAGCGACUCCGAGAAAGUCUCAUGGGAUGGGGGCAUGUUAGAUCUGGCAGAUUUUAUUGAGGAGUUGCGCGAGGGUGAGCAAGUGAGGUGGCUGGGCGGCGAGCAGGAUCACCGACGGGGCAAGUACCCGUUCGUGUCUUGGGGCUCUGUGCAUGGAAAUGGGAGACUGGGCCCCGGCCUUCUGAAGGUUCGGCAUCCAGCUGUCGCCUACUCACUGCGUAAUCACAAUAUGGUCCAACGGGUGGCUGGACACCAAGACGCCGUGUUUCAGUUCUAUGCCCUUUAA